UGCCUUGUAUUACAAUAUUGUAUUUACAAUAUAAAAAAAAAUAUAAUUCACUCAUUUACAUUCUUCUAUCUGUAUUGGAAGUGUGACGAGGUGAAAGUUAGGUAAGACAGAUAUUAAGGCUUACGUUAAUUUUUUGCGGGUGUUUUCUUGAAUUUAAACCCUUGUAGAAGCUGUGCUAAAGGCGAAAUCGUGUUUAAAAUAUGGACAGCGUGGAAAAACUUUACAGAAACUAUGAGAUUUUGGCAGACGCAAACGAAAAAAUUUUAGAGCAUGAAAAAGAAUAUGUUGAAAUACUAGAAGCUGUCAAAGGCUCUGGAAAUGAAAAGCGCCUAGCUUCACAAUUCAUAACCCGUUUCUUUAAGAACUUCCCACAUCUUGUGGACAAAGCUAUUGAUGCCCAAUUAGACCUUUGUGAAGAUGAUGAUGUUGCAAUAAGAAAGCAAGCCAUAAAGGAGUUACCCAGUUUUUGUAAAGAAAACAAAGAAUUUGUUCCGAAGAUUGCUGAUGUAUUAGCCCAGCUUUUGCAGACAGAUGAAUCAACUGAACUAAUUGUAGUUCAUGCAGCACUGAUGACUGUUUUCAGAAUUAGUGCAAAAGACACAUUAGGUGGACUGUUUUCUCAAAUACUUAAUGGGGAGGAAAUUGUUCGUGAAAGAGCCAUUCGCUUCUUAAACAAUAAAAUCAAAGCUUUACCAUCGGAUGUUAUGACAAAAGAACUAGAAGAGUACAUAUUUCAAGAAUCUAAAAAGGUAAUGCAAGAUGUAACAGGGGAAGAAUUUGUUACUCUGAUGGGCCUUUUAUCUGGUCUUAAAAUUUCUAAGACUAUACCUGGUCAGCAAGCAUUGGUUGAUAUGGCUGUUGAUAUGUUAGACAUUGACAAAGAGUUUGAGCACACUGAUUCUGAUAGUGUUGUGAGGGUUAUGCAGUGUAUCAGGCAAGCUAUGCCCUUUUUUAAUCCAUAUGUCAGCUCAGGUCGGUUUGUUCAGUAUGUCUGUAACCAAGUUGUCCCAGUGCUAGGAAAUCUUCCCACCAUAGAAGAAGGAGUAGAUGUUACUUUGGAGUUGUUAAAACUGCUAGCAGACAUGUCACCUAGUGCUGUAAAUGUGGAAGAAAAUCAGAAGUGUCUUGAAAUUGUAUUCAACAAACUCUUGGUCUUAUGUCUUUUCAGAUUGCAGUACUUGGCUCGAGGAAUACAAGGUUAUAUAAAAAAACUAAGGGCAGCAUUGCAAGGAAAGAAAGGGGAGGAAUUAAAGACAGAAGAGAACAAGCUAAAGGUUGUAGCCCUGAAGACAACAUCAAACAUCAACACGCUCAUUAGAGAUCUGUUUCACAAUCCUCCGUCCUUUAAGAGCACAAUUACUUUGUCUUGGAAGGUGCCAAGCAGCUCAACAACAAAGACACCUGAAUCUACUCCCAGUGGCCCAAAGAGGUCAGAAAGAACACCCAUUACUUUUGAUGAAAACCCCAAACAAGCAAAGAAGACAGUACCGAGUAACAAAGGAGAGAGGGAAAUUUACAUACCUCCUAGUGGGAAGUACAGCACUAAAGUGAAGAACUUUCAAGCACCUUCUGGUGUUCGAGGAGGAAGAGGUAGGGGUUUUUCCCGAGGCAGAGGAAGAAGCUAUCGAGACAGAUUUUAUUAAUGUUUUUGUUUUUUUUUGUAUUCUGAAAAAUUUAUUCAAAUAUUUCACACAUUUUCUGUUGUGUUUUAGCAGUGUCAGUUUGUCAAAGUCAAUACGGUGUUUCAUCCUGUACAUUUUUGUGAUGGAUCAUUUGUGUAAAAACAUUAAAUAGUUACAUAACUUCUGUUAUA
Molecule: messenger RNA, 1813 nt
Organism: Limulus polyphemus (Atlantic horseshoe crab)
Lineage: Eukaryota; Metazoa; Arthropoda; Merostomata; Xiphosura; Limulidae
Product: apoptosis inhibitor 5-like
Exons: 12
Coding region: 201-1643 (480 amino acids)
Biological process (GO): negative regulation of apoptotic process
Cellular component (GO): nucleus
Molecular function (GO): RNA binding
Source: RefSeq, a predicted model, not a curated record